Brenthis ino (lesser marbled fritillary) is the source of this 627-nucleotide messenger RNA. Lineage: Eukaryota; Metazoa; Arthropoda; Insecta; Lepidoptera; Nymphalidae. The record is from the annotation of a GenBank genome assembly.
AUGGACUACGAUUAUCUUAUAAAACUAUUGUGUGUCGGUGAUUCUGGAGUUGGAAAAACAAGUUUUCUUUAUAAAUAUACUGACGGAGUCUUCCACACUCAAUUCAUUUCAACAGUUGGAAUUGAUUUUAGAGAAAAGACUGUGAUAUAUCAACAGAAUGCAAGGCAACACCGUAUUCAUUUACAGUUAUGGGAUACUGCAGGACAAGAAAGAUUUCGAAGUCUUACCACAGCUUUUUAUAGAGAUGCAAUGGGAUUUUUGUUACUAUUUGAUCUGACAAAUGAAGCUUCCUUUUUAGAAGUUCGGAAUUGGAUAGAGCAACUGAAGACGCAUAGUCUCAGCAAUGACCCCGACAUAGUACUAUGUGGCCAUAAAUGUGACCUUCAAGAAAAGCGAUUAGUGAAUCAAAACAGGGCUAGAGAGUUCGCCAAAAAUUACAAUUUGCCAUAUCUGGAAACGAGUGCCAAAACAGGACAGAAUAUUGACAGGGCCAUUGAGAUUCUUCUUGAUAAGAUUAUGUAUAGAAUGGAAACUUCAGUAGAGUAUGCAAUGCUCUGCGCUUCGGGGCGUAGACGCCAGUCCCUUCAAAGACUUCAAGCACAGCAAGACAGAAAGCUGUGCUCGUGC